AUGCAUUUGUUCUUCUUCACGGCUUCAGAAGAGGGAGAGAACAAAUCUUCUUCUUCUUCUUUGGUAGCCAAUCUCGACAUGACAAUACCUUCCACGGUUGAUUAUUACUACACAAGAAGUUCAGAUACUUGGGAUAUGAUCCGGUUGAUGAUCAAUACAAAGCAAUGUGCUUUGGUUUCUCGGUGUGAUCACGAUGAUGUGCAGCACAAGGUUUUAACACUAGGAGGAGGUGAUAUUAAAAACCUUUCAUGGCGACAAAUCGAAGACAAUAAUAAUACCGGGCCUUAUGUUCCUUCGACAAAAGGAAUUUGCAUCAACGGGAUUGUGUAUUACGGUGCUACAAGACCAAAUUUUGAUAAGGUUCGUUCGUUUUGA
Arabis nemorensis is the source of this 375-nucleotide messenger RNA. NCBI's taxonomy places the organism in Eukaryota, Viridiplantae, Streptophyta, Magnoliopsida, Brassicales, Brassicaceae. The record is from the annotation of a GenBank genome assembly.